CAGAGUAGUUCUAGUAGUAAUUGACGUUGGCGCUUAUACUGACUUUUGUUAAUCAUUCAAUAGUGAAAGUAAUUUUUUUACAAUUAUUCACUCCUGCAAUUUAUAAAAUUUUUAAAAUGAAAGCUAUUAUUCAACGUGUUUCUAAAGCAAGUGUUUCGGUUAAUGGAGAAAUUAUUAGCAGUAUUGAAAAUGGCUUGUGUGUUCUGAUUGGUAUAAAAAGAGACGACACACUAAAUGAUAUGGAAUACAUAGUUAAAAAAAUAUUAAAUACAAAAGUUUUUGAAAGUGACGAUGGAAAAAAGUGGGCGGCAAGUGUAAAAGAAAAGAAAUAUGAAAUACUUUGUAUAAGUCAAUUUACACUUUAUCAUAUUUUAAAAGGUAAUCGACUUGAUUUUCAUAGAGCAAUGCAUGCUCACGAAGCAGAGAUUUUUUACAAUAAAUUUCUUACUCAACUUAGUGAAGAUUAUGAUUCAGAAAAAAUAAAAGAUGGUAAAUUUGGUGCAAUGAUGGAAGUUAAUAUUCAAAAUUCUGGACCAGUAACUUUGGAAAUAGAAUCUUCAGUUCUCUCGGAUUGAAAAAAAAAAUAAAUUUAAACAUAUAUUUUUGUUAAAAUAUUGCAUGCUGCUGGUAAUUAUAGUUUUUUCACAUGUUUAUAUU
This is a messenger RNA of Leptopilina boulardi, 657 nucleotides long. It is a transcript of the gene Dtd, whose product is annotated as D-aminoacyl-tRNA deacylase 1. Gene Ontology annotation, molecular function: D-tyrosyl-tRNA(Tyr) deacylase activity. The transcript is spliced from 4 exons. The record is from RefSeq and is a predicted model, not a curated record. Gene Ontology annotation, biological process: tRNA metabolic process. NCBI's taxonomy places the organism in Eukaryota, Metazoa, Arthropoda, Insecta, Hymenoptera, Figitidae. Gene Ontology annotation, cellular component: cytoplasm. The coding region runs from base 117 to 575 and encodes 152 amino acids.